Molecule: messenger RNA, 3104 nt
Organism: Linum trigynum
Lineage: Eukaryota; Viridiplantae; Streptophyta; Magnoliopsida; Malpighiales; Linaceae
Source: the annotation of a GenBank genome assembly
UUCCGUGAAUUCUUCCAUCUAGCUUUCUUCCGACCCGGCCAGCAUUUCCAGGUUCUCUUCUUAUUCAUUAUGCUCUUGUUCUGCAGAUUUUCAAGCUAUGAGAUUUGGUUUGUUUACUACUAUUACUUGUCAAGUUGUAAUGGAAGGUUAAUUAGCUUCUGGCUGCUACUUAUUUAAUGCAGAGUAUAUUUUCUCAAGCUUCACAAAGUUAGAGAGAGCUUCUUCAAUUCAUUUCCUUGACAGAUAUGUCUCGAAGGGUGAAGCGAAGGAUUUCGGAAUGCUCAAUUGAUGAGGCGACAACCCUGCCCGACGACAUACUCAUCCAAAUCUUUUCCAUCCUAGACUACCGCAGCAGGGCAAGCUUCGCAGCGACUUGUCAAUCGUUCAGACGCCUAGGCUCAUCUCCUUGCCUGUGGGGAAGUCUGGACCUACGCUUCCACAAGUUCGACACCGCGAUGGCCAACUCCAUUUCCUCACGGUCCAAACACCUCUCAAAGCUCGAGUUUCGAGGCGUAGAAUCAGCUGACGCCAUCAUUCAUCUUCGCGCACAAAGCCUGCGUGAACUCAGCGGUGAGUUCUGUCAGGGAAUCACUGAUGCUACAGUUUCGACCAUAGCUGCUCGACACACGAUGCUCCAGAGCAUACAGUUCGGCCCGCUCGCGUGCGAAAAAGUGAGCAGCCAGGGGAUCGAAGCCAUAGCACAUUGUUGCCCCAACUUGACAAGGCUUCACCUCUCUGGCGUCAGGGAGGUCACCGCCGACGCUAUCAACUCCCUGGCGUCGCAUUGUACAAAGUUGGAGGAUGUCGCAUUCAUGGACUCGAACAUCAUAGACGAAUUCGCAUUGGGCAACCUCGCGUCUUUGAGGUUUCUGUCAGUGGCUGGGGCGAAACAAUUGAAUUGGGGGCUGGCAUUUCACCGUUGGAGCAGAUUACCGAAUUUGGUGGGGUUAGACGCGUCGAGAACAGAUAUCGCAUUGGAUGCUAGUACCAGAUCAUCAUGGCUUUCCUUGUCAGACAAGUUACAAAUCGUGAUCACGUUGGAUUGCCCGAAGUUAGAAGAGCAGGGCGGUGCUGCUGUCAAGUACUAUCUUGAGAAAAUGAAGCAUCAUAAUAGCAAUGAUGAUGACGAAAGAAUGAGCGGAUUCGUUGCUUGGGCGGAGCGGGCUCUGUCUCAGUCACUUGUGCGUAUGGCGGAGAACAACCUGACGGCGGCCAAGGUCGUCGACCCGUUCUGGGACAGGACAGGAGCGACUCUGUUACUGCAUCUGCUACGAAGCUCGGAAGUCGACGUCCGAGAACGAGCGGCCACUGCCAUCGCCACUUUCGCUAUUGUUGAUGAUGAUGACGACUACCCAGCUGCUACUAGUACCGUUGAUUCUACAAGGGCUAGAAGGAUCUUGCAGAGUGGCGGGGUGGAUGUGCUGUUGAGCUUUGCAACAACUAGUAUUCGACAGGGGCUUCAAAUCGAAGCCUUGAAGGCUAUAGCAAACUUGUGCAUGGAUUCCCAAGUUGCCAAAGUGGUGGCAGAGAAUGGGGGGAUCGCUAUCUUGUCCAACUUGAUGAGAUCAAGUAACAGAUUCGUAGUGGAAGAGGCUCUUGGAGGGUUAUGGAACCUUUCUCUUGGUGAAGAGCUUAAGGGUUUGAUUUGUGAGACUGGUGGUACAAAAGCUUUGGUUGACCUCAUCUUCCAAUGGCCACCCAACAGUCAUGGAAUUCUUGAGCGUGCAGCAGGGACUGUAGCAAAUCUAGUUACUGAUGAAAAAUGCAACUGUGAAGUGAUGGCUGCGGGUGGUGUGCGCGCUCUUACUCUGCUUGCCGGGUUCUCGGAAUCUGUCGGAGUACAAGAACAGGCUGCUCGAGCAUUAGCGAAUCUGGUUUCUCACGGGGAUGUUAAUGCUAGUAAUGUUGCCGUUGGGGAAGAGGUUGGUGCAGUUGAAGCCUUAGUAAGAAUCACAUUUUCUCAACAUGAAGGAGCAAGGUUGGAAGCUGCUGGCGCUUUAUGGAAUCUAUCAUUUGACGAAAGAAACCGAGAAGCAAUUGCAGCAGCAGGCGGCAUCGUUGCCCUUAUUUCCCUGGCAAAAUCAUGUUCGAAUUCCUCUCAUCAAGGCGAUCUUCAAGAACGUGCAGCAGGUGCACUCUGGGGAUUAUCGGUAUCCGAAGCUAAUAGCGUUGCAAUCGGAGAAUAUGGUGGCGUACCUCCACUUAUCGGGUUGGCAUGCUCCGAUAUAGAAGAUGUCCAUGAGACUGCAGCUGGUGCCCUUUGGAACAUAGCUUUCGAGCCUGGGAAUGCUCUUCGCAUACUGCAAGAUGGAGGGGUUUCGUCUCUUAUCCAUCUCUGUUCCAGCUCGCCUUCCAGAAUGGCUCGGUUCAUGGCUACAUUGGCACUAGCUUACUUGUUCGACGGAAGAAUGGACGAAUAUGUCGCAGAAAGAGGAAUAACACAAGCUCCAUUCAACGCCAUGAUUGCAGAUCGCAUUAAGAUGAUAGCCUUGAACCACAUGGGAUCCUUUGUCCUCUCCUUCUGUAGCGAUCGCAUUUGUGAUGCUGCGAUGCUGUCACAGGCCUCAUCUGCAGCUCUUGCACAAAGGAUGCAAGGGUGUUUGAUACCAGAAGUUGGGUUUCUGAAAUGCAGCGAGGUAGAGAUGAAGCGAUUUGUUGCUAUGCUAAGAAAUGCUUGCCCUAUAUUAAAACUGUGUUCAUCCUUCGCUCUUUUUCAGUUCACAAUGCCAAAUGGACGAUACACAUCACAUCAUGUGACCUUGUUGCAAAACGCAGGCAUAUCUAGGAUCAUACAAGCCAUUGCUUCCUCUUCCACAACUCCCGUCGAAGUUAAAGUCUUUGUGAAACUCCUACGAAGUAACCUGCAACUCCAUUACCAUUUGGAGGAUCUUUCAAAUUUUCAUACUCUUGUUUGUGCCUCAAAACUUACACCAAUUCUGCACAAACUCUAAACAACAUUGUAAGCCUUCAUAUAUAUACUCAGUCCACCCAUUUUUGUUGUUCCGUUUACACUAGUCAAUUAUGUUCCUCAAUUCCAGCUAGUAGUUGCAUAGGAUUCUGCUGUAUAGGUUCUCUCUGCUGCUGUAUAAAAACCAAUUAGAAGA